AUGUUAGCUGCCAAUUCAGAGAAAGGUUCCCACGAUGGAGCUGCACAGACCUGCAGUCGAGACAUUACCGGGCCUGGAUCCCCGGUGCCUUUACCACCUCUACGCCCGAAGCCAUCUUCUCUCUCAAGGCCUCGGUUCAGUCUGCCCCCCAUCCUCAGAAAUGUCCCUUCUGACAGACCUUUAUCAGUGCUGGAGCUCCCUCGUCUCAUAGCCCAGGUCGGACCUGAGAGAGCCAUAGGGGACACAAAAUGGACUGAAGGACCUCGACUCGUGGCCUCAGCUUUAGGGACCCACCUCCCUAUCAGAGCUCCUGAUGAGUCCACAGCACAGAGUCUUGCAGAGAAACAUGAAUCGAUAAAAGUCUCGACAUGUAAGGAUAAAAAGCUAACGAGUCUGAAAAAUGGGAAAGCAACCAAAACAAAUAAAGUUCCUCUCAGCGGCACAGAGGUAGUUCGUGUCUCUGCCAAGAGAAGAGACCUGGGAGAGCUGGAGCUUUAUUACCUGAAGGAAGAGCAGGCACAAUCAAACAGACCCUAUGACCUGCGAGUGGUCCGUUCCAGUGAAGCUGGCUCUGAGCAUUACAUCUUCUCUUCCAGUUCUGUGCUGCAUGUGACGGAGAGAGGUUAUGGUGGACUUGUCAGUCUGGCUGAAUGGUACAGAGAAUAUGUGUCGUGGAAAGCUUUGCAGGAAAUCCCCUUUUUCCGAGACUUUAGACUGCACAAAGCUUUCACCAGGUGGCAUAGAAAUGUGCGUAAAAUCAUCUUUCGACGCAAGUGUAAAGAUCUGCAAGACAUGCUGCUUAUAGCUGUGCCUCAGUUCAGAAACGCUCUCCUUCUGUUCACCGGGAUGAUUGAAGAAGUGGAAGCGACCCAUCAGCUUCCCCCGGAGGAGAAUAAAACCUACACGCUGCUGGAAUUCAAGAAUGUGCUGACGACCCUGAAUCAGGAGUGUCGGCAGACAUUGGAGAAGUUGUCACAGUAUCGCGCUGUCAUCCUAAAUGAGGUGAAGGAGUGCAGCUACAAGGCCCAUCAGGACCUGCAGCUGCACCUGGAAUACGCUCAAAAGAAUAAAUGCUACGAAGCCAUACACCUCCACCAGGCUCACCAGCAGCAGCUGGAGGCACAGCUGGCCCGGUCUGAAAGCAUCGUACAGAAACUGGGAAACUUUGCUGCUUUGGUUAAUCACAUGACGGUGCAGAGUCUCGUCUCCAUCGUUCAACAAGACGUCUUUUGUUUUCUGCACAAGGUUCUGAAGAGGAGUACAGCUGAGCCGUGCUGUGUCUUCCUCACUGAGCUGUGUUGUAGCGCUGACAGCCGGCUGACCGUGGACCCUCCGACACGUCUGCUCCACGAAGCUGCGAGAGAAGCUCUGCUGGCCGUCGGCGACUCUGUAAUCCAGAUGUGUGACACUUGUGGUUUCUUCCUGGAGAUCAGCAGCCCCUCUGAUGCUGCAGAUUCCCCCUCAGCCUCCACUUUCUCAUGUAUUUAAUCCGCAGCACAGAAUAAAAACCGUGAUGGAAUAACUGGACGCAGACAGUUUUGCUCCUGGCAGCUGCUCAGAGACACGUCAGCUCGCUGGCUGCGGCACAAACACCCCGUGCUCAUGGUGCGAGGUAGCAGGCUGCAAGGCUGCUACUACCCGCUCCCCAAGGAGCAGCUGGAGUGGCACAUCGCCAUCAACAACGCUACAGAACAAGCUGAGGAAGAGCAGGCCAAGAUCAUGCAGGAAGCUGAACUAGAAAUCCAGCAACUGUGUGAGAGCUUCUCGUGGUUGGUGGACGUCCAUCUGUUCAUUAGCCGAUGGAGCGGAGCCUCUCUGGACUCCAUGAAGGGUCAGCCUGCGUCCCUGUAUGAGCAGCACAUGAAGAAGAUACACCGCUGGACCCAAAGCCUCUCCACCGUCCCGUCAUCAGUGUCCACCUCCAACCAUCUGCUCAUCGUCCAGUGCUCCUGCCUGAAGGGACGUUUAGUGCAGCAGCUGAGGCUCAUUGAGGAGGAAGUGGGAGAGCAGCUGGUGGAGCAGAUACAGCUGCACACUGAAAGCAUCACAUCAGACCUGGAGACGACUUCUGCUCAGCUCAAGACACAACCCAGAGACUUACACAACCUCUCAAAAUACGCUGUGAUGAUGAGGAAGUCUGUGGAAAUGUUGGCUGACGUGCAGAAACGUUUGCAGUACAUCCGCUCGCUGCAGGACGUUGUUUCCUUCAACUUCAGGAAAAUGACUGAACAGGAAGCGACUUUGGAAGAAAAGAUGCUGGCCUUGUGGGAUUCCUUUAUUCCCCUCUUGAAGCGAGCAGAUCACAUUGUGUGCUGCCGUCUUCCUUCAAUGGUGAACGCUUUGGACUCCAUGUUCUCCUUCUUGGCCCGUGACCUUCAGGAUACGAUCUCUGCAGCUACAUCUGGACCCUUCCUUGACCCGGCACAGAAUGCAAAAGAGAUGCUCUCCAAACUGAACCACACGUGUGUCCACGUGCAGAAUCUCAAUGCAAAGCUGGAACGACUUAGUAGAGACAGUCAAAACCUCCACGAACUUCCUUUGGAUUUUACCAUUUUGACAGUAGAAGUUCAGAAGGUCAACGCCCGUAAAGAGUUGUGGGAGAUUAUAGCUGUGUACACAACAUGGAUGGAAGAAUGGAAACAGCUGCUUUUCACUGAGGUGGAGGUGUCACAAGCUCAGGGGGAAAUUGCGAAGUGGAAGGAGCAAACUGUAUCUCUAACAAGUAUCAUACCUACCCACGAUGCAGUGCUGCAGGAGACUUUAGGAAUCCUGGAAAGCUUCAGCCUUCAAGCUGCAGUCAUGGCCAGACUGCAGAGCCCCACACUCAAACAUAGACACUGGAGAGCCAUCUUCCAAGGCACGGGGCUACUGUAUGUCCCAGAGAAGAAGGUGACUGUUGCUGAACUGCUCUCUCAACUACUUGAAGUUGACCAGAAACUAAUUACCAAGGUAUGCAGCGAUGCACAAGCAGAGUAUAACAUGGAGCUAACCUUCCAGAAGCUGCGACAGGGAUGGAAAGCUAGACUCUUCCAGCUGAGUAGGUUCACUCUGCCUGUUUGGCAGCAUCGUGAGCCACAACAUGGAGUCACAGAGACAGAGACAGAGCGCACGGUUUCAAAUCUGCAAACUGCCCGUCAACACUCCAGUAAUGAUCCAAGACUCACCGUCGUCGGUUUGGAAAUACACUUUGCUGAGAUAGAGAAUGAUUUGAUGGCUCUGUCCACCAUGUUGAAGUCCCCACACAGUGUUGAGUUCAGGCUGCAGAUGGAAGAUUGUUUGCAAUUACUGCAAGAUCUGGGGAAGCUACUUUAUUCAUUCCAAAGAUACCAGCAAGUGUGGGCCUUCCUGACCAAGAUGUUCCAUGAAACAUCCUUUAGUGUCCAGAGAGAGGAUCUGCUGGAGCGAUUCCGACCAGUUGAUGAGACAUUUAAGGAAAUGAUGCGCUCUGUCUCAAGUAACUCUCAUGUGUUGAACUUUGUUCAUUCCAAGAAGACGAAUGACAGAUUUCAUGGUAAAAGCCUUCGCCAGAUUCUCAGUGAUGGUCUUUCUACAAUGGAGACCAUUUCCAGCCAGAUGGUUGAUCUCCUGAAGACGCUCUGUGAACAGUUUCCAAGACUCUGCUUCUUGAGUGAUAGGGAAGUGAUACAACUUCUCUCCUUUCAUCCAACGCCUCUCACACUGCAAACCUUUGUACGCAAAUGCUUUAAAGGGAUAUGUUGGCUCGAAGUGGAUCGUGAAGUACCAUCUAAUACAGGAGGUGUAAAGAGCGGUGGGGUUACAGCUCAAAGCCACAGACAGAGGAAGGUGCUGGGGUUUUUCGGCAGCCUCCAGGAGCACAUAAUCUUUCCAUCUCCUUUGGAACCAAAUCUCAAUGCCUUGGUUUGGCUUUCUGUCUUUGAGAAACAAGUAAAGUUGACCAUGGUGCAGCUCAUGAAACAAUGUGCUGUUGUGCAAAACAAGCUUGAACCAUCCAGUGAAGUCUUGGCAUGUGAUGAAGAAGUUAAUGACAUCCUGUUCCACAUUGCCCAAAGGAGGAAGAUUGCUCUUCCUGUGCUGGAUCUUCUGUGUGAAUAUCCUCUUCAGUGUCUGCUGGUGGCACAGGAGGCAGUUUGGUGCAAGGCUGUUCUACAAGCUUUCCAAGAAUCAAGCCCAGUGAGGCUGAGCAACUUAAAGGCAUACAACUCUGCAAAACUAAAAAACCUUGGCUGUUUCAUAAGGGAUGGAGUCACAGGGGCUGAGAGGGAUUCUCUGGUUUCUAAGUACAUGAUGAUGUGUCUCCGUGCUUUAGUGCAUCUUACAAUGAAGCAUGCACAGCAGCUGGCUCGACUCAUGGAGGUGCAGAGUGUGCCGGAGUCGUCUUUUGAGUGGCUAAGUUUUAUGAAGUAUCAUAUAAACUUGGAUGAUUUGAGUGUGAAAGGCAAUGAUGAUCCGUCAUGUUGCGUGGAUGUUUUGGGCCAUCGACUCCAAUAUGAUUAUGAGUAUUUUGGUCCAGACGAUUGGAUGAUGGUGCAUACUCCACCCACAGAUCGAGCGAUGCUGGGGAUUCUCCUGGCUCUGACAAGCUACAGAUGUGGGUUUGUGAGUGGACCUUGCAUGUCUGGAAAGAAAGCAACCGUGGCCCAGUUAGGAAAAGCACUGGGACGACAGGUUGUCAAUAUGCAAUGUUGUCCAAGCAUGAGACCCGGUGUUGUUCAGCGGAUGCUGUUGGGUGCCCUCCAGACUGGAACAUGGCUUCUGCUGAACUCUGUGGAAUUACUACCACAAGGGGUCCUGUCAUCACUGGGGCAGCAUCUAUUAGAUAUCCACCAAUCCUUCUUGGAGUUCAUAAAGAAUAAGAAUCAAAGAGCUAAUGCGGAGCCAAAGGACAGGACUGCUGACGGGGUCACAGCUUGCCAAAACCUUGAUUCAGAAUGCCAUAUGGUACUUGCAGGGAAAAGCAUUUCUGCUAGUCUAAGCUAUGGAUGUGUCCUCAUCUCAUCAAAGGGGUACACAUCUGAGGUUCCAGAGAGACUGCGAUGUGCCACCAGACCCAUUGCGUUAACCCAUCCAGAUUACAGGAUCAUUGCAGAAGUAAUGCUGACUUCCAUUGGUUUCUCAGAGGCCGUGUGUUUAAGUCGACGUCUGGUGGCCCUCAUCAGCCUGGCCAAGGACUCCCUCUGUCUGCCGUAUUUCAUCACUGACGACCAGAGCUGCUAUCUUGUCAUCUUGCAAAAGAUUCUCACCGGCUCUGAAAUACACUUACAACAAACUGUAAGGCAACGAGAAAUUUCCGAUGAGGCUAAAGGAGUGGCUGCAGAACAAACUGAUCCUGCGCCUUCACAAAAUGUGUCUGCCAGAGAAGAAAAGGAUAGAAAAGACACUGAAAGGCCUUCCAGGUCGCACAGUUCUCAUUUGUCGAUGAUACAGGGAUUAAUGGAAGAGACAGCCAUUGUCAAAGCGAUUCUUUCUGUCUUCGUACCCGUUCUUUCAGAGCACAAGAAAGCCUCACAGUUCUACAACAUUUUCAAGGACACAUUCCCUAUAGCAUGCCAGUUUCCUCUUUACCAACAGCACAUCGAGGAAGAAGAAAAGAUUCAACUGAAAGAUGCAGUUACAGAAGAAUUACAAAGGAAGCGGUUUCACUCGGACACUGAACUAAUUAGCAGAGCUCUUACACUCUACCAGACUGUGAAAUCCUCUCAGGCAGUUAUUCUUAUAGGCCCCUCAGGUAGUGGAAAGACAACCUGUUACUGUGCUCUAGCUGGAGCACUCAAUCAUCUGGCUGCCAAGGCUGUGGAAUAUGUGAUUGAAAAUGACGAUAUGAUUGAAGGAGAUACCCCACAGGCUGAGCCACAGAUCUCUGCUGCCAGCUGGAACUCUGUUGACACUGUGGUCUUAUUUCCUAACGCCAUGUCCCAUGAAGAGCUUUUUGGCGGCCUCUGUGAAAAGAGAGGAUGGCAAGAUGGAGCUUUUGGAAAGGUGCUGAGGGAUUCAGAACGACUGGAAUCAACACGUUCUACAAUCUGCAACAAGAUACACAAAUGGCUGGUAAUGGAUGGGAAUCCUGUGGGGAAGCCCGGCUGGUUAGAUUUCUUAACGACGAUGUGCAGUCCUGAGGACCCAUUUCUGUGCCUGUCAUCAGGGGAAACACUGCCAUCCCAAUCACACGUUAAGCUGCUUAUGGAGAUCACUGACCUACGUGAUGCGAGUCCCUCUACAGUGACCCGUUGCAGCCUCGUGUAUUUCACAGGUAUGGAUCUGUGGAAGGCUGUGUGGAAGAGUGAUAUGGAUGCUCUCUCUUUGGAGCACAAACUGGAUCAAGGAACCUUGGAAAUGUGGAAUCAUCUGGCUGAAGAUCUUUUCUCCAGUACUCUUAGUGCUUUAACCUCUGAAAUCUAUAAAGAAGGAGAAUCUCUUAAAAGUGUCAUUCAUGGACUUCAAGAAAUCACGUCUUUUGUUCGGAUCCUUCGCGCUUUCCUCCAGCAUUUUGGGAAGGAUGUGGAAAAAGCUGAAGCAAUACCACAAAUAAACAAAAGAGAUAUACCUCUGAGCAGAACUAGUCCCCACACUAAAGGAGACCUGCUGGCCUGGAACAUGUUUCUGGUGGCUUAUAUUUGGGGAUUUAGUGGACAUCUGCAUCCCCGCCACUGGCCACAUUUCGACUCACUAGCCCGUCAAGUGCUGUUUACUUGCCGUUACAAAAUUGUGGUUCCUGAUGAAGAGAGUGUGUUUGAAUACUUUUUUAACAUCGACAGCAAGAUAUGCCCCAAGAACACACUGCUGACAAAGUCCAUCCCUCCCAAGUAUGGGAACUAUGCAUAUCUCCUGAACCUCAUGUUGGAGGCAAACCAGCCAGUGUUGCUCGCAGGAGAGCCCGGUUCUGGAAAAACCACUCUGUGCAAAACUUUGCUGAGUUUUAACAAGCCGCACAUUAGCCUCCCAGCCAGUCCACUCCUGAGCUACAGAGACCUGCGCACCAUACUGAAUACCAUCAUCUGCAAGAAGAACUGUGAAGAUGCUCUGGGUCCCUUCACAAAACAGCCAGGACUGCUUCUUUUUGUGGAUGAUUUGCAUGAAGCCCCCUGUGAUGUCUUUGGGAAGAAGUCAACUGCUCUAGAGACGCUACGACAGAGUAUCUCCAUGGGACAGAUUCUAACAUUUGAUGCCGACCACUUCAAGAUAUUGAGCGCUGCGACCAUCAGCUACAUGGCUACCUGUUGUGUCUUCGGUUCAGGCAAUCACCUCAGUAAAGUCAUGUCCUCCAGGCUCUCGCGUCUGUUCUCCAUCUUUGUGCUCCCCAGCCUAUCUCUGGACGUUAUAUUCUCUAUCCAUUCUCCUCGGCUAAAAAUGUGGCUCAGAGAAAUGCCACUAAAGCAGAGUGGUGAGGAUAUGGCGUGUUGUAUCAUCACGGCAACUAAACAUCUGUAUCAUGCAGUGCGUGAUCUCUUCCAGUCUACGGCGCAGAGGCCCCAUUUCAUAUUUUCCCACCAUGACCUUCAGAAGGUGUUCAGGGGGAUGUGUCUGUGGCAGCCUAACACAGGGACAAUGCAGAAGAAAGAGUUUUCACAACCAGGCUUUCUUCCAGUCCUGCUAGAGUCUGCAUCAGUCCUUAACAUUGCACAUCUCUGGAUGCAUGAGUGCAUGCGUACAUUCGGUGACAGGUUGUGCUCAGAGGAUGAAAGCAAAACUCUGGUGUCACUCAUAGCCAAGACAGCAACAACACACUAUGGAAUACGAUUGGUUGAUACAACCCAGCCUGUCGGUUUGGACGACCCACCCACAGGCACAAGCCUUGCUGUUCACACACUACCCGUGCACACAUCAGGCACCUGUAAGCCAAUAGGUACAAUAAAUCUGCCUCAAGAGUCGAAACCAGUCGGCCAGUCAGACCUGAAGAAAGGCCAUUCAUUGACUGAACCUUCCCUUCUGUCUGGAAACAUUUGCCCAGAAGAAGCAAGCCUAAAAACUCACCCUCUGCAGCCGCAGAUUCUUCAGCACAUGGAGGACAUACUGGCUACGCUUGUAUAUAGUCCGGAGCUCUCUGAGGCCGCAAUGAAUCAGCAACACAAGUUUAAACAUAGCUCUUAUCAGGACCGAGACCUGGAGGUACUACUAAAAGAGCUGAGUGCUCUAGUUGACAGAAAAAAGGAAGACAAAGGACAGGAAGUUGAUAAUGACAUUACAACCAGAUUCAUUGUCCACAGACAGAGGGUGCGUCAGCUGUUGCACAUCCUCAGGUUGUUGCUCACACCUGGAGGUCACGGAGUGCUGAUUGGCUCACACACAGGCACAGGCCGUAAAACCACUGUGCGUUUAGCUGCCUAUGUGACUGGCUACCAGUUGAUGGAGCUGCAUCCUGGUAAUGAGAAUAAGUUGCAUGAAAUCCUAAAAGAAGCUGGGAAUCAAACCAGAGUGGACGGAGUUAAUGUGCUCAUACUGGUCCAUGAAGGAAUCAGCCAACCUGUCAGAGAGGAACUGCUGGUGGCGAUGUCUCACCGAACAUACCCAGGACUCUACACGGAUGAGCUGCGACAUCUGGUUUCCAGAGUGACUGCUGUGAGGAACUCACGACGAUACCUUAUGGACAGUUGGAUGUGUGAGAAGUACUCGAGACAAAUCCACAGACAUGUGCACGUGUUGCUGCUGCUUCCCUUCACGAUGACGGACAUCAGGGAGGAACCUGGAUGGAAUGCACAACUGACCAAAGCCCUGAGCCUGAGCUGCUGUGUGGAACUUUACCAGCCUUGGUCCAAACAGUCUUUAGUGGAAGUUGCUGCUCAACACCUCAAAACCAGUACCCACAAAAGUGAGUGACACACCAGAGUUAACGGCCUUUCUGUGGCGAUGGCAGGAAUCCAUGGAUCUGCAUGUCAGUAUGCUUCUGUGCUUCUCGGCACUCAGCCUUUCAGCCCUCAGACUUAUAUGGAGUUAAUUGGCCACUUUGGUUUCCUCUGCAACCAGAUGCACGAGCAACAGCAGAGCCGAGCCAACAGACUUGCCUCUGUUCUGUCUCGUUUGGAUGUUAUGAACACCACAGCUGUGCAGCGCAAACAGCACUUAAUGAUGCUGCAAGAGAAGGUUUCUGAGACGCAGAAGCGUGAGGAAGAGCUCCUCAGAUCGGAGGAUCACCAGAGGAGGCUGCUUGAGGAAGCACAACAGAAAUGUGCAGCAGAGGAGAACAAGCUGUAUCACCUGGAGGAGCAGAUCAAUCAGAAACAGGUGGGACCUGUGCUCCUGUCGGGCCUGAAGAUUGUUGAUUGUCUGAAUCCCUCUGACCUGGAAGAGGUGCGGCACUACAGAGAUCCCCCUGACGGGGUGGUGAACAUCAUGGACGCCAUCUGUUUGCUGUUCAAUCGUCCACCAGGCUGGGAGAAUGCCAAGCAGCUUCUCGGACAAUCCAACUUCUUCCAGGAGUUGGAGUUUUUUGACCGCUGCAGUCUGACAGCUGAGCAGCUACAGCAGCUCGCGCUCAUAGUUCACAGUCCUCAGUUUGUUCCAGAGUCCGUGCUCGAGGUGAGCCGAGCCUGCGAGUCCCUGUGUCGAUGGGUGCAGGCCGUGUACGAGUGCUGCCGUAUGCAACCGCAACUGUUGGUCAAGCGGCAAAUGGAGGCGCUGGCCAAAGAGGCGAGAGGUCGACUUCACCUGGCCAGGCUGCAGAUGGGGGACGCGAACCGCCGUCAGGAGGACGCAAAGCUUCAGCUACAGCUGGUACGAAGAGAACUGGAGGAGAAACUGCUGAGGCUGCACACAGCGGAGAGCGCAGAGAGAGAAGCUGCUACAGCUGCAGGGAAGUUAGAGACACAUGUCAGACACUGGAGGGCUGCGGCUCAGGAAGCAGAAUUAAGUAUUCAAAGCUCAGCGGGCGAUGCCCUCAUCCUGGCUGCAAUCAUCUCUUAUCUGGGCCCCUUUGGACCUGAUACACGCACAAAACUGCUGAGCAAGUGGAAGGAUCUGUGUCGGACCGGAAGCAUCAACAUGAACCCCAAAGACCCCAGAACCUCCCUGUUUACACACUCCGACGCCGUCGCUUCUCGUCCCCCUCUGGGUUUCCCCGUCCCCGUGUCUGAGAGGCUGCAGUUGCCUUUGGUUCUCCAGGACGCUGCACCUGCCAGGGCGCUCGUGCAGCUGCUGCUGUGGGGCUGCAGGAGGGCCGGGGUUCAGCGCUGGCCUCUGCUGGCAGACACCCAGCAACAUGUAGACACACGCUCCCCCAGCUGCCUCAUCACAGGAGAGAAGGCCACGCUGGAGCAGGAGGCCGAGUGUGUGACGGUGAUCUGUGCCGAUGAUCCACAUCUGCUGCACAAACUGGACCAGGCUGCGGAGGAAGGUUUGAGAGUCCUGGUCACUCACGUGGAGCGUGCGAGUCCCACUGCACAGCUCCUGCACAGAUGGUCUCGCCCUGCUGGAUGUCCAGGGUUAGAACAGCGAGUUCAGCCGGCCCACCCGGAGUUCUGCCUCUUCCUGAGCACCGACCUGCCGGUCCAGCUGCUUCACGCUGAGAUCGGUCCGUCCGUGUUGGCUCAGGUGUGUGUGGUCGACGUCUCUCUGAGCUCAGCAGAGAUCCAGGAGCUGCUGCUGACGCAGCUGCUGCAGGCUGAGGGCGACGCGCUGCUGAUGCAACACGUCCAGCAUCACAAACAGUCGCUGCAGGAGAGACUGAGCUCAGAGGAGGAUGCUCUGAUGGACUACAUCCUGCAGUCGGACACCGCCCUGCUGCAGGACUCUGCUUUUCUCCCCCGCGUGGCUGUUUGUCAGGAUGCAAUGGACACACUUCAGUCUGACAUCCGGCAGCUGAGUGAGGAGCUGCGGCACCACGAGUCCCUGCUGGCUGCGCCCCGACAGUUGAUGAGGCUGGCUGCUUCUUUGUACCAGGCUCUGCAGGAGGUGUCCCGUCUUUCCCCUGCCUACUACUUCUCCCUGCGUGGCUUCAUCGCAGCUAUGCGAGAGGCCUUUAUUGUAAAGGACAGGCCACUAGUGUCAUGUGCCAUCGGGAAGGUGCCACGGUGCAUCGUACCAGAGGUCACCAACCGCAUGGUGGCCCAGCUGCUGCUCCACUACAGGCCCUGUCUCUUCAGGAGCCAUGUGGCUGUUCUCGAGCUGCUGCUGUCUGCGGCUCUGCUCCAACACCAGCAGCUCUGCUCUGAGGCGGAGAGAGCGGCUUUCCUCAGGGGCCUUCACAACAUUCAACAUCCUGGCACUGACGUGAAGCCCUGCUCCCUUCCUCCCAUUGGCUCACAGUCCACCAGUGCACUGCCCAGCUGGAUACCGCCUCAUGUCCACCCAGAGCUCCUCCGCUUGGAGAAGAUCCCGUCCUUCAGAGGGUUGACUUCCUCUCUGUCCACCUGCCCCGAUCAGUGGCAGCAGUACCUGCACUUCCCUUCCUCCACUGUACUGGGGGCCGUUCCCUGUCGCUCUCACUCCCACCUGUCCCUGCUGCAGCGGGCGCUUCUCUGGAAGACCGUGCUCCCGAACUGCCUGGAGGGACUAGCUGAGGCGAUGGCCGUGUACCACGUGUGCCUGCCUGCACAGCCGGCAGGGAACGCAGAGGCCCUCUCACGGUGUCUUAGCAAACACGAGGGAGCCGUCAUCCUCACGCUGCCCGGUCGAACACGAGACCAGUGGACAAGCAUUCAGCCUCUUCACCUCAUACACACACUGGCCCAGUGUGUAGCAGAAACAAAGGAGUGUGUCUGAUGGUGUCAUGUGUUUCAGGUGAAAGUCAUUUCUUUAGAGGCUCCGUGUGACGGAGGACUCAUCCUCUCAGCGCUGCACGCAGCCGUCUCCGAAGGCCACUGGCUGGUGUUCAACAACUGUCACCUGCUGGAGCAAUGGGAGGGGGGGGUGCUGGCUCAGCUCACGCAGCUGAUGUCCUCUGGCAGAGGUGGGUGCUCUUUAAAUGCCACUUGUCGAAGCCGUCGCUUCAGACUGUGGUUCAUAACUCAAGAACACGCAUCAGGCUCCAUACCAGCGACAGUGCGAGCGCGUGCUCUGCCUCUGGUCUGUGACUCUCUCUGGGAUCUGAAGGAGCUGCUCAGCUGUUCCCUGCGACAGGUGGAGUCCGUCACACAGAGUCCAGCACCGCCAGGUGUCUCUGCAGACAACACGCAGCUCCUCCUGCGCUGUGCCGUCUUCCACUCUGUGCUGCUGCAGAGACAGACACAUCAACACGUCGGCCAAGGGAGAAUCUACAACUGGAGUCCAGAUGACCUCCUGACCUUGAUGGAUGCUCACAUGUGCAUUGCUAAUCGCUGCCACGACGAGGCUGAAGCUCUGCAGUACAUCGCAGUCAAUCUGGUGCACGGCGGCCAUGUGCUGGACUCUGCAGAUUUGGAGGUGUUGGACAGCGUCGCCAGGACGCUGCUGAGCAGAGAGUCAGCUCUGCGGGGGGGUGAGCUCCACGUGCUCUCUGAUGCCUCCAGCCUCGCUGCACACUGCGAUUUGUCAGAACUGCUGCAGAGUUUGGAGUCAGCGAACAUCGAUGUUCUGGGCUUCAGUGCAGAUGUGUCAGCUGAGACAAUCAAGACCAACAGCUUUAAUCUGAACAAACUACUGCAGGCCUCCCAAACUCCUCCAGGAACUCUGAGGACUUCCUCCUCAGAGCUGCAGCAGCCGGCCCACAGCCACGCUGGAGGCAGACUGCAGGCUCUGCAGAGUCUCCUCGCACACGGCAGCAGAGCCACAGACGCAGCAGCUGUUCCUCACCGUCCCCUGCGUGACUUCCUCCGGGCCGAGUGGGACGAUCUAAUUGAUUUGGUGUCCUCGCUCCUCUCACAGCUUCAUCACAGCGUGCCGACCUUUGCUGAGUUGUCCUGGUUGGAGAGGAGGGCGGAGUUGCUCGGUGCUUAUCUGUGGCACCACAACACUUCAGAUCCUGCCGGUGCUUACAGACUUUCUGCUUUCAGAAACGUCCCAGGCUUUCUGGUGGCACUGAGGAGGCGGGCUGCUCAAGUAAACCGCAAAUAUAUCAGUGACAUAGUCCUGCAUUUUCAGGUUCUGGGUGACGGUACAUACCCAGCCUCGCUCCCCCUGGAUGCUGUGUAUUUGUGUGGCCUGGAGUUGAGAGGUGCAUCAUGGGAUACGCAUCUGGGAGCCCUCCAGGACACGGUCUCUCUGCAGCCCAGCUCUCUGCCCCUGGUCUGUGUCAAGGCUCAAGUCAGGAGCACAGAUACCUUUAAGAGUUCACCUUUAAACGACACACCUGCUUCUCCCUCGCCGGCCUCGCAGCUCCCGCUCUACCUCUGCCCGCUCUAUGUGGAUGCCGCGCAGGAGAGCGGACACCAGGCCGAUGUUAACGUUGUCACUGUUCCCCUUCACGCCAAGCUAAGUCCUGUGUUGUGUACCUUGAGACGAGUGAGGCUGGUGAGUCUGCUGUGACGCUCCAGACUGAUGCAGAGAAACAUGUUGACUGAAGGAAGCUCCGGAUGAAGAUCUCUGAAUGUGUCUGUCUGUUAAAGAAGCGUAAUGUUUGAGGGUUUCUCAUUAAAAUACUUCACACAAUGACGAUUUCUAGCAUUUUUGUACGAUCCAGCUGAUCUGGAGACAGAGGCGUCACACAUUUAAUGACUUCAAACAUGACAGAAUCUAUCAUCUCGACCUCGACUUUAACACCAAUGACUCGUUGAAAUAAUAAAUACAAAUACUGGUUGUAUAAAAAGUCAGGAAUCAACUCUCUUCAUUCCUGAGUGACACUAGUUCCUCAGAUCCACUUUGUCUGAACCGAACAAACUGCAGGAGAGAAACAUGAAGCACUAACAUGACGUCACUGAGCGUCAGCUGGAAAAUAUGAUCAGAUAAUAUCGUCCUCGUGUGGUGGUCCACAGAUAACUGAUUACAGGAAACAAAACCUGCUCAGCUAAUGACGUACCGACGCCCUGCAAGACUUUAUACAUCAGCUGGUG
Molecule: messenger RNA, 13877 nt
Organism: Cottoperca gobio
Lineage: Eukaryota; Metazoa; Chordata; Actinopteri; Perciformes; Bovichtidae
Gene: dnhd1
Product: dynein heavy chain domain 1
Exons: 43
Biological process (GO): microtubule-based movement
Cellular component (GO): dynein complex
Molecular function (GO): dynein light intermediate chain binding; dynein intermediate chain binding; ATP binding
Source: RefSeq, a predicted model, not a curated record